AUGGAAGCGAAAGAGAACUACAUUAAAACGCGUAUCGUUACGCAAGUGCUGAACAAUCACGAAUGUUUCCAUGGGAUGGAAGUCGUUGGCUGUACAUUGCAAACCCCCAAGCAGCUGGACGGUUUUAUGUCCACCAUUCACCAAUUGACGUUGAUUUUGCGCAACAAAGCGAACGGGGAAGAUACAACCGUACCGUUGCUGGUGAAGGUGAUGAAGGGUAGUGAACGGUUCCGCCAGCAAAAUCUCGGCCAUGUACUGUUCCCGAACGAGAUCAACAUCUACGCUAAUGUGCUACCUCGUUACGAUGCUUUACUUGCUGCCGCUGGCUCCUCACUGAAGGCGACGGAUUGGUGUCCCCGUGCGUACCUUAGCUCGAUGGGACAGUUUCCCGAGUAUAGUGACAUUUUCGAAACGUUCCUCGUGAUGGAAAAUGUCGCACCGAAAGGAUUUCGGAAUGGCCCGCGGCUAGAUCUGGACGAGGCGCAUCUUACCCUAAUGGCGGAGAUCGUAGCACGGUACCACGCUUGUUCGUACGCGCUGCGCAUACAAAAUCCUGCCGCAUUGGAUGAGCUUGUGCAGAAGAUCAUUCCACUGAAUUUCCUGCAGGAUGGGAAAAUAUUUUUCGAAAGCUACGACAUGAUCUUCCGGCUGGCAGCGGAGCGCCUUUUCCUGUACGUGGACGAGUUCCCGGAGGAGCUCGAUAGCGAACGGUUCAAGCAACACGUGCACACGCUUCGCACAAAAUACGGACCAAAUCAAUCGCUGCUCAUGCAGCAGAUGCUCGAACGUGAUCCGACCUACUCGGUUAUCCUGCACGGUGACUACAAUCGUAACAAUGUGCUGUUUCGCUACGCCAAUGAGGUUCCGGUCGAAAUACUGAUGAUCGAUUUCCAAGAGAACCGGUACGGAUCGCCAGCCCUGGAUCUGUCGUUCUUCAUGUACAUGAACAUGACGCCCGAACUGAGGGAACGAUUUUGGGACGAACUGUUGCACCGGUACCACAACCAGUUGAUUCGGACGCUGUGUGAGAUAUUACACUGUACGGAAACGGAUCACCGCCUGGAACCGUACAGUGAGACAAACUUUAAGAAGCACUUUGCACGGUUUGCGCUGUACGGUGCGAUGGUAGCGCUUAAUUUUAUUCCCUCCAUGAUGAGCAGUGAGGAGGAAUGUGCAGAACUGAACAGCUACUUUGAGCAGGACGUGCACUGCGAAGGAUUCCGGCGGUGUACGUUGACGGUUGGCGGGAACGAGGUAAAUCGCCGAAUUACAGCAGUCAUGCGACACGCGAGCCAAAUGGGAUAUAUGGAUGUGAUGUAA
This is a messenger RNA of Anopheles maculipalpis, 1320 nucleotides long. RefSeq lists its product as uncharacterized. The transcript has 2 exons. The record is from RefSeq and is a predicted model, not a curated record. Bases 1 to 1320 code for a protein of 439 amino acids. NCBI's taxonomy places the organism in Eukaryota, Metazoa, Arthropoda, Insecta, Diptera, Culicidae.